CGUUUUUUUCAGUCACCGGUCGACGCUGCGCCGGGCACCGUCGACGCGCACGUUCGAGAACAGCUUGGUACGGAUCGCGGUUAUUCUAACAAUUAUCUCAGACAGACUCAGUUCGGUGAUCGUUGAUCGGCCGCGAUCGAUCUUACGAAUUUAAAAACGGUGGGAGACGAGUUUCCGGCGGAGGGUAGCCCUCGACUGGACGGACCGCUCUUCACGGGGUGCCACACGACGUGCCACGCGCCGCUCACGCGCCUUGCCUUUCUAUCUCGCUGCCAAAAGCUGUCUCCCCGAGACCAAGUUCCCGCACGGUUCACGAGUUGCAAGCGUUCUCGUUCCCGCUUCCAGCUCGGUCAUCGAUGGAUCGCGAGAUCGAGUGCCUUCGUAUCGCCCGGAAAUCUUUGAUCGGCCGCGUCGACCUGGUCGAGAGCGGUCCUGCUUGGUAGCAGGUGAACCCGCGCCACGGUACGAGAGGGCACCGAAGGUGAGAAUCGCAGGUGAGAGAAACGGGGCAAGCGCGUCGCGAGGCACACGGCUACGCACCUGGAUUUUACAUGGCAUAAAAUGCGGCCAGCGGACGUGCGGCAGCUUCUUCGAUCUCGAGACGAUUGUGGCCAAAAACGCGGUGCGCGUCUCUAUCGGUAGGCCGUGCGGGGAUACGUGGUUCGUAUCGCUCGUGGCAUCGGACCGACAGGCGACCGACGACCGAAUUACGAAUUCUCGAUGUCGUUCUUACUCCCACACCUGGUUCCGUCGUUUAGAGCAGCGACGUCAACGUUGUCGCGAAAAAUCGGAAUAAAUCUACUCCGUGACGAAUCAUCCGGCGAGCGAGCUCGGGAAUCGAUCAACAUCCGAUCGAACGGCAGCCGCCUCUGAACGCGAACUUCGAUUCGUCAUCCUCGCGUCUGCUGGACGACGCUCAACGAUCGGGAAGCAUGUCGUUGCAUUAUCCUCAGGGGUAUCGAUAUCGUCCGGCGAGCAAAGCUGCCGGGGCAGGUAACGGCGAGCAGGGUUCCGACAGUGACGUCGCCGAACUCAGUGACCUCGAGGACGACGAGGACGAAGAUGGGGGCGGUCAAUCGGCCAACAGGCGCAUCGUCCACCGAGAUCAGGAGGAGGACGACGACGACGAGGACGACGAGGAGGAAGACGAGGACGAGGACGAUGACGACCAGGACGACGAAGAGGACGAGAACGAAGAUGACGACGACGACGGGGUGGACGACGUGGACGGCGACGAGCUGCCCUAUCCUGGUUUCGUGCCGGUCGCACUGCGAUAUCUCGACCAGAGCACACGACCGCGCAACUGGUGUCUGGCGCUCAUCACUAAUCCGUGGUUCGAGAGAGUGAGCAUGAUGGUAAUUCUUUUAAACUGCAUCACGCUGGGGAUGUAUCAACCGUGCGUCGACGAUCAAUGCGUGACCAACCGUUGUAAAAUAUUACAAAUGUUCGACGACAUCAUCUUCGCCUUCUUCGCCCUCGAGAUGACGAUCAAAAUGGUCGCGAUGGGCAUUUACGGGAAGGGGACUUACCUCGCCGACUCCUGGAAUAGAUUGGACUUCUUCAUAGUGGCGGCUGGUGCUUUGGAGUAUUGUUUGAACGUAGAGAACAUGAAUUUAUCAGCGAUAAGGACAAUAAGAGUCCUGAGACCACUACGUGCCAUCAACAGAAUACCAAGUAUGCGGAUACUGGUGAUGCUGCUGCUCGACACUCUUCCUAUGUUGGGCAACGUGCUCCUGCUGUGCUUCUUCGUCUUCUUUAUAUUCGGUAUCGUCGGCGUUCAACUGUGGGAGGGUAUCCUGCGUCAACGGUGCUUCCUGAGGGCCGAGCCCGGCGUCAAAUAUCCCGAGUUUCUCUCGGACGAGUACUCGGUUCGAUCACGCAUUUAUGACCUUGAGAAGUUCUUCGAGUAUCAGGGUCAGGACUACAUUUGCUCGCGACCCGACGACAACGGAAUGCACUCUUGCAGUAACUUGCCGCCGUUGAAGAUCGGUAACGUGGUGUGCGAUAGGAGAGCGUUAAUCAACAACGACACGACGUUUAUUACGAACGACACCUGCGUUAAUUGGAAUCAGUACUACACCGAGUGCAAGGGUCAGGGCAACAAUCCUUUCCAAGGAACGAUAUCAUUCGACAAUAUCGGCCUCGCCUGGGUCGCGAUAUUCCUCGUGAUCAGUCUGGAAGGAUGGACAGACAUCAUGUAUUACGUGCAGGAUGCUCAUUCUUUUUGGGACUGGAUAUACUUCGUCCUUUUAAUCGUGAUCGGUUCCUUCUUCAUGAUCAAUCUGUGCUUAGUCGUGAUAGCAACGCAAUUCUCGGAGACGAAGAAACGAGAGAUGGAGAGAAUGCGACUGGAGCGUGCCCGUUUUCACUCGACAUCGACCCUUGCGUCGUCGACGAAUACUUCAGAGCCGACUACAUGUUACGCGGAAAUUGUUAAAUAUAUCGCACACCUGUGGCGAAGGGGGAAGAGGCGGUUAAUGAAGAGGUACCGAGUGUAUUUAUACAGAAGGCAGCAGAGACGUGAGCAGAAUUUACUUAGGGAACAGCAACAGCACGGGCACCCGUUCAGGGGAGGCGCACCCGGCUCUGAUCCGAAUAGAUUACCCGGAGACAGGAGACUGCACCAUGACAGAUGUCCUCGGCUGUUGGCUGCGCUUGAGAACACGGAUCAGCAGCAGCAGCAGCAGCAGCAACAGGGGAUCGGUAGCGGCGGUGGAUCGCUCACCGAUUUCACGGCUAACAGUCCUCCGACUACGCAAGCCGCGAUCAUCGCCACUGCCGUCACCAGCAACGGGGGUAGCACUGGGAAUCUAGCGAUCGCGCCUCGCGCCAGUCCCGAGGUAUCCGAGGCGGACGUUUCGUCGAACGCGUGCCACUGCCUGGGCGUGCACCGAAAUUCCUCGGUGUCGUGCAACGGGAGCGAGCACGUCCUUUCUAACGCGACCGAAGCUAGCAUUCAGACAAACAACGCGCUGCUAAGUCCGCCUUGCACGCACUAUCGCAGAAGGAGCAGCGUGAUGUUCAGCGACGUCGUGUUGCUGCACGGCAGCAACAGUAACAGCGUCGGAAACGCGUUGCAGGCUGGAACGACGACGGUGUCGCCCGGCGAACGGAACGUGUGCUCCAGCGAGAAAAUGACGCAGACCGGUGACGGGAACGUUUGGUCGAGUCCACUGCCAGACCAUAUACAGAUGCAAGCAGAGUUGACUGGAAACGAAGCUAUGACGUGUCAGGAAUUAUUAGCGCUUAGCGGGGCUCUAAGCGCCGCGUUACCAACGGGACAACUGGCACUGGAUUCGUUUCUUAAUUCACUAACCAAGGGAAUAACGGAUCGUCACAUCACCCUGGAGGAUCGCACGCAGUGGUUGGCGUCGGACAUCGACAACUGCUCCUGCUGCUGCGAACUCCAGGCCGGUGAUCAAUGGCCAGAGGACGGCGACAAGUGGCAGAAAACGUCCAGGACGAAGAGGAUCGUGAGAUCCUGCGGGAGUCAUUGCAUGUGCGCGUUACGCUGUGUGAAGCGUUCCAUCAAGAAGCUGGUCGAGCACAAAUACUUUCAACAGGGUAUCUUAUUGGCGAUUUUAAUCAACACUUUGAGCAUGGGAAUAGAAUAUCACAAUCAGCCAGAGAUAUUGACCAUAGUGGUCGAGAUAAGCAAUAUUGUAUUUUCGGCCGUUUUUGCUGUGGAAAUGUUGCUCAAGAUAAUCGCGGAGGGUCCGUUCGGAUACAUAAGCAACGGGUUCAACGUUUUCGACGGAGUCGUCGUAAUGCUUAGCGUGGUGGAGAUAUGUCAAUCGUUGGUUGAAGAGGAGAGAGGCGGAGGAAGUUCCGGGUUGAGCGUGUUGAGAACCUUCCGGUUGCUGAGGAUCCUGAAGCUCGUGCGUUUCCUACCGAAUCUCCGACGACAGCUGUUCGUGAUGCUCCGCACAAUGGAUAACGUUGCCGUAUUCUUUUCCCUUUUAGUACUUUUCAUCUUUAUAUUCAGCAUCCUAGGGAUGUACCUGUUCGGGGGUAAGUUUUGCAUGUGGGCGGACCGGAGUCGGCCCUGCACCUGUGCCGAGGUGGUCUCGCGGCACCCAAUGUGUCGCUGUGAUCGCAAACAUUUCAACGACAUCGUCUGGGCACUAGUCACGGUCUUUCAGAUCUUGACGCAGGAGGAUUGGAACGUCGUAUUAUUCAACGGUAUGCAGAAAACGUCUCACUGGGCGGCUCUUUACUUCGUCGCGUUGAUGACUUUUGGAAAUUACGUCCUCUUCAAUCUGCUGGUCGCCAUUCUCGUCGAGGGUUUCUCCUCGGAGAGAAAUGAAAGGAGAGAACGAGAGCAGAGGGAAAUGGCUAAGCUUGCAGCGAAGGAAGCAGGCAUGGGAAGCGACGAUGGAUCAUCGAGGAUAUCGAGAUCUCAUUCGAUCACUGAUAGCGAUACUUAUACUCAGGACCGAAAGAAUUCGUGGCAGAGCGCGGAGGAGUUGCGAAAGUACAAAGACAACAACAGCAGGGAGAAACAGAACACGGUUUGGCGGCAUCAGCUGGACGAGCCGAAGUGUAACAUACAGAAGGAGAACAAAAUGAUGGGCGCGGCGGGUCAACCGCCGAUAAUCACCCACACGGCAGCUACCCCCCAAGACUCGCCGAACACCACCCUCGACGUUGGCUACAGAGACUUGAACUGCCGUGCCGUUUAUCCCACAGCGGCUCUCUCGAUCGAAUCUAUCGAUCGCUCAGGCAGCCAAUGUAGCAUACCUUCCGGGUUGUUAAAGUUACCAGACGUUUCGAAUAAAAUACCGACUAAGAACCUCAUCGCCGGCCAGUUUCCACGAAGAAUAAGUCUCGUCACUGCUGUUGUUAACCCGGCGAACAGAGAAUCAUCCAGUCCGGGCUCGCCGAGGAUACAAAGGGGUUACUCGUGGAAAUUGACGCGACCAUCCCUUAGGAGGAAACGCUGGUCGCAAACGGAGGACGAGCCCCUUGGCAGAGCCACUGUCCUGAAUAACGGUCGGAGUACUCUAAUCGGCACAAAUUCGACCUUCAACGGCGGUUAUUUACAUGGUUCGAUAAGGAACGACACGCAAAGUGACACGCCGAACAAUCGAACGACCGUCCUAACAAGCAAUAAUCGUAGCCUCAGUCCUAACAACUCCAUCGGAAGCCGUGGCUCCUCGAUACGACGCUACACGGCUACGCCCAAUCAAAUGCGAUGGAUCAGCGAGGAAUUAUCGCGGAGGAACUCGCUGCGCGGUAACGAGGCUAUUCAAUCGCCGACGAGGAAAACAUUGCCUCUGGACGAGGUGCCUAUGCAAUGCUCACGUACAAUCAAUAAUCUGUCAAUGGAGACUGGUCCACUGCCCCGAAUAAAACGACUUCCCGAUCAAGAUGAUGACAAUCCCCGUACAGACGAACAGACGCCGCCCUUGAACGGGCAUGGGAGCACGACCGGUAACGCGAGGCUGAAAGCGAUUUUCAUGUUCUUCGAACCCCAAGGUUGCCUUAAGGAACGCGAUGAUUACUCGCUCUAUCUUUUUCCAUCGAACAACAGGUUCCGCGUUUUAUGUCGACAGUUGGUCGAAAAGAGGUGGUUCGAUAACGUGGUCCUUUUUUUCAUCGGUCUCAAUUGCAUCACGCUGGCGAUGGAACGGCCGAACAUACCACCCGACAGCGGGGAAAGACUUUUUUUAGCAACUGCUAACUAUAUUUUUACCGGGGUGUUUGCUAUCGAAAUGUUCACCAAGGUCGUUGCAUCUGGUAUGCUGUACGGCUCCGACGCUUAUUUUACUUCAGGUUGGAACAUCAUGGACGGAGUGCUUGUGAUCAUUUCCAUAAUCGACUUAUCAAUGUCCUUACUGUCAUCGAGCAGUCCAAGGAUCUUUGGAAUAUUGAGGGUUUUUAGACUUUUAAGGUCGUUAAGGCCGUUACGGGUGAUUAAUCGAGCUCCUGGUUUGAAGCUGGUUGUUCAGACAUUGUUGUCCUCUUUACGACCUAUCGGCAACAUCGUUUUGAUAUGCUGUACUUUUUUCGUAAUCUUCGGUAUCUUGGGCGUGCAGCUAUUCAAGGGUGCCUUUUAUUAUUGCGAGGGGCCUGACAUUAAAAACGUGCGCACUAAGAGCGACUGCAUGGCCGACGAGCGCAACGUUUGGCUCAACAAGAAAUAUAAUUUCGACGAUCUCGGGAAAGCGCUGAUGUCGUUGUUCGUGCUCUCGUCGAGAGACGGCUGGGUCAAUAUCAUGUACACCGGGCUUGACGCUGUCGGCGUUGAUCAACAGCCAAUUGAAAAUUAUUCGGAGUGGCGGCUACUUUAUUUCAUAGCAUUCAUCCUGCUCGUUGGUUUUUUCGUUUUGAACAUGUUCGUGGGGGUUGUGGUAGAAAAUUUUCACAGAUGCCGCGAGGAACAAGAGAAGGAGGAGCGCGUGAGGAGAGCCGCUAAACGAGCAUUGCAAAUGGAGAAGAAACGGCGAAAAAUGCACGAGCCACCCUACUAUAUAAAUUACUCGAAAUCGAGGCUGUUCGUUCACAACGUGGUGACGUCGAAGUAUUUCGAUCUAGCGAUCGCUGCGGUAAUCGGCCUGAACGUCGUCACCAUGGCAAUGGAGUUUUACAUGAUGCCGAAAGCCCUGACAUACGCUCUAAAGAUAUUCAAUUAUUUCUUCACCGCGGUCUUCAUUCUGGAAUCGUUUAUGAAACUCCUCGCAUUAGGUCUACAUCUGUACCUCAAAGACAAAUGGAAUCAGUUGGACGUAGGAAUCGUGAUACUGUCAGUAGUUGGUAUAGUUCUCGAAGAAGUCGAGUCGAAAAUCAUUCCUAUAAACCCUACGAUAAUCCGAGUGAUGCGAGUACUGCGAAUCGCUAGGGUUUUGAAAUUGCUAAAAAUGGCGAAGGGAAUACGAGCCCUGUUAGACACGGUGAUGCAGGCGUUGCCGCAAGUUGGGAAUCUGGGUCUACUAUUCUUUUUGCUCUUCUUCAUCUUUGCAGCUCUUGGCGUGGAACUGUUCGGUCGUUUGGAAUGCACCGACAUAACGCCUUGCCAGGGUCUCGGCGAGCACGCCCAUUUCAGUAACUUCGGAAUGGCGUUUCUGACGCUCUUUCGAGUAGCGACUGGCGACAAUUGGAACGGGAUCAUGAAGGACACUCUGAGGGACGAUUGCGACAAUGCAGCGGAUUGCGUGAAAAACUGCUGCGUGAGCACCGUAAUAGCCCCGAUAUUUUUUGUAAUAUUCGUGCUGAUGGCACAAUUCGUUCUCGUUAACGUCGUCGUCGCCGUGCUUAUGAAGCACCUCGAAGAGAGCCACAAACAGAUGGAAGAUGAACUCGACAUGGAAACGCAGCUGGAGAGAGAAAUGAAAGAGCAGGAAGAAUUGUUAGACGUGAAAGAGGAGGAAGAGGAAGAAGAAAUGGUGAAACGAGAAAUGAGGGAAGACGGUGAGCUGGAGGACGACGACGUUAAGGAACGCGAGUCUAUCUUGGCGAACAAGAAGAUUCCCGCUAGCAGACCGGGUCUCGCCAAAGUUCGUUCCCUGCCCGCGAAUUUUAUUUACAAUCCACCACGGGAGAAAGGCGCAGAUGAGGGUAUGGUCGUGUCGUUGUCGCGGCGCAGCUCGUACCAUCGUCCCAGUUCAAGACCGUCCAAAUUCAAAUCGAAACGCCGACAAACGUUUCACUCGGGCCACCAUCAGAGGAGAUCCUUACUGCCGAUGCAUUUCGAGGUCACCGAAGUCUUCGAGAAGCCUGUAAACAAUUUAAGCGUGCCACGAAUUAUUCCUCAACGCAGCCGCUACACGCCGGAUCGAGACGCUGCUCCCGUGCAGCGUCAAAGGUUACACGCGACCAGCGAACCAGAGAGCAAGUCGCUGCUAAGCGUAAAGCCGCCGACCCUGCUGACGCCGGCCGGUUCCGUCACCGCUCUACCCUGUCCUAAGUUAAGCAGCGAACGUUAUCUUAUGCCAACGGCCAAUAUCUACCCGUCCAAGGCGACGUUGACGCGCAGAACGUCGAGCGAUGUGCAGUCGCAGUCGGACACGAACGUGAGCGUCGGUACCGGGAGCCAUGCCUCGAAAGCGCCCAGCCCGGACGGCGAUAAAGCCGUAGUCAAGACCGAGGACGCGAGGACGAGAAACGAGAGACGGGUGUCCGCGCCGCCGACGGACGAUUUCGACGUGCAGUCGGUCAUUAACGAAAGGAGGCCGUCCAAGUUGAAGAGCGGGCCCUUGGCACCAGGGACGCCGAGCGUCGUUCGCAUGGGGAGCUACGGACACAUUUACGUGGCCGAGGAGAGGUCCGAGGAAAUCUCGCCGAUGUCAGUUGACACCAGCGACAGCGUGAUGGGUAGCACCAGCGUCAGCGGGAGCGGCACUGGGAACGGUAGCACGAGUGGAAGCAGAAACGGGAGCGCGGUGGUCCACAUGCCGGAACCGAUCUCCGCCGUGGUCAGUACGGACGUUCGGAUAUACGUCGACGACACCGAUUCGACGAGCAGUAACAGCCGUCGCAGGAGGAGAUCGAACGACGAGACGCUGGAUGGGUCGACGACCGUUUCCUCAGCGACCGCGGUCCAGGACGAGAGCGACGAGAUGGAGGAGACUGAGGAGAGAUCCGACAGGCCGUCCUCCGAUGGGCCACCGGAUCCCUCUUAAUUCGGGACGAUCGUCGACCGACGUCGUUUUUGUCUCCUUGCGUUUUCACUUUGCUUUCUUUUAAACGGAUGGGAAGUAAGAGUCUUAGCGAGUAACCGGGUACAGAUUUCUACGCGAUUGCUAGCCGGCCAUGGUAUCCACGGCGAAGUACCAUGGGGCGCGCUGCAAGGGUUCAACGUUGGGCUCUAAGAAAGACUGUAGUGCAUGACAAUAUAGUCGUUAUAUUCUAGUCACUUUGCCGCCGUGAACUUUGCCAAAGUAGGGAAGCAAAUAUCGCCGACCGUUUUUCGGGAACGAGGGUCGAAUGGAUGGGCAGUGAGGGACGGAGGAGGUGAAUUGAACGACGCGCUCUUGACCGAGGGAGUCGAACGAGAACAGACAGUGAAAUUUUCCAUCGUGGUGUCUGAAAUUCUGCCCGUGAAGAGAAGAAACGCGCGCGCCAUGCGCGACGUUGCACACGUAGUAAAUAAACGAAGAAAAAAGUAAAAACAAAAAAAGAGGAAGGGGAAGAAGAAAACCUAUGACAAUCUAUUAUUGCCAGCGGAAACGAUCUUACGUUCCGUUAAUGAAACGUCGUGGAAGUCGAUCCGUAGGAAUUGGUAGGUCGAGUAACGACGUAGUUACGCGUCGACAAUUAUAGAGACAAAUUUUAGGUAGACGUUUUAGAAGAAACGAACAAACCUUGUCUGCGCGACAAUUGCAAUUAAUCGGACCACACUUUCUCGCCUUUCCUUUUUCUCCAACUCGUCGGAAUACAAAAAUAGAAAACACAGCAAACGUGUCGUUCGCAGGAGAGAUUCUCGAGAAAGAGAGGGAAAGAGCCGCGACUCGGAAUCGUGGGUAGCUCUCGACGGAGGAACGAAAGGUGCCAAACCAAAGAAAAUAGAAUUAAAGAAAAAGCAAAGAAAUAGAAGAAAAACAAAUGGUAAUUACCGAAGUGCCAGAAAAUCUAGAUAACAGAAAAAAAAAAAACGAUUUCGGAAUUAAAAAAAUAAGAAAAAAAGAGAGUAGCAAGUAGCGUAGUCUUCUCGCUGGUCGCGAUCCGCGAGACGAAGAUUUUAGCUGCGUGAGACGAACAAUCGUGUAUUGACAUUAGACGUUAAGAGCUUCGUUCCUCGAAACCAACCUUCGCGCCGGUGGUGAAUAAUAAAAAUAAUGGUCGAAGGGUCGGUGGGAGGAGUAAGGGCGAACAAAUAUAUUGUUACCAUUGGCUAAAGUGAUAAAGCAGCCAGUUCAUACGUUAGCUUAGUCGACUACAAUGGUAUUUUUGUCACUUCUUUCACGCUGACUCUAAUAGAGACUCUCUAAGACGAUUAGCACAGAGUUCGUAACGUGAAGUAUGUAACGUAAACGAUUAGAAACUUAAGGCUAUGACUUCGACAUGUUGUGAUAAUCUUUAAUACAAAUUGAAACUCGUACAAUCUUUAAUCUCUAUGUCAAUUGGUAAUGAUCGACGCGACGCGCCGGUUUCUCGUGGAAAGCUAUCGCCGAUGCCAGCUAGCCGUGUUAAAAGUGAACAAAAUCCCGGAUUGAUCCUGCGGCGACCAACGAUGAGAGAAACAUUCUCCUCGUUUCCAUCUCUUCGUUUUUGUUUUCUCGCCUCCUAGAGCGUUCUUCUCGUUAACAUCUGUGAUAUACUUUAAUCGUAGUGUAUUUCCUAUACGAAAACGAACGGUGAAGAGAAGAAAAGAGAAAAAUACCCGAGCGCGUAGGCGUGGGUGAUAGAACUAGGCGACAGCAGCAAAAACAAGGGCGAGCAGCAGAUUAGAAGAAACGAACAGUAGUGCGACUUUGUAAUAAAAGCAAAAGGAAAAACAUAAAACGAAAACAAACUUGGGGGUGCGGACGAAUUACGGAAGAAAUCUAAAAAAAAAAAAAAAUGCAAAUAUAUAUACAUAUAGUAAGAUAGAAGAAAAACUCUACUGUACAUACAUACACUUACGAAUAUUCUAUACACUUGGUGUGGUUUAUUUUGAUACUACCGCGUGCGGUAAUAUUUAACGAUUGUCGGGGAUAAAUUCAACAAAUUGCAAAUGAGCAAUCAGGAGAUUAUAAAGUAUUAAGUAAAAGUUGAACAGAGAAAUUAAGGUAAAAAAAAAAAAAAAACACGAUUCUUAUGCCUUUUAACGUUGACGAACGUUGACGAACCUUCGUGCGGUAGUGGUGCCCGCUCUAAGAACAGACGCUGACGGACACCUCUUCGUUUUAAAACAUUGGUACGUCGCCAAAUGUUAACGAUCCCUUACUUAGGUCGACCCGUUGCUUUGCGACGGAUCGAAGGUAAGAAGAAAGUCGCGGUAGACUGGACCGAAAGAUCGAUCGACCGACCGAAAGAAUCUGAUUCUCAUAGCCACCAGUAUAGGACACCGAAAUCGUAGCGACGAUUUAUUUAAGAGAAAAUCAAUCUGUUUCAUUCGGAGUGUUUCUCUGUAGGAACUAGGAACGUACAAAUUGUUGUACUAAUUAUGACCGAAUUACUUGUUUCAUUUAAUGCAAUAAACGUGGACAGAUUCUGUCCUUGAUCGAACGAUAGUACGGUCCCAGUCCGUAGUGCACAAACGAAAUUACGUAGCCGUAUCGACUAUGUUAAUUGAAUAGCGAGGAAAAAGUAAAAUCUUACUCCGUUUAAAAGGUCUAACGUGAAUCUCGUACGCACAAUCACGCCUAUUCUAUUAAUAUGGUAAAGUGGUCGUUGACGAUCGAUUCGAAAUUGUUGGCAUUACAUGAAUUCAAUAGAACCGUGCGUAAGAACGUUCAUUUUGAAUAAAUGAAGACGACGGAGCAAUACGUCACGGGCAACAUUAGGUGGCACAAAGAUAAAGAGAAGCAUCGUGGUUCUUGGACCUUUUAAUCAAAACGCGUACUUCGUUCGUAGAGAUCGUGAUGUAUUUGUAACAAUAUACAUAUACGUGUAUAAAUACCCAUUAUAAAUAUAUGUACAGUCACGCAUAAGCAGAAACGAUUAGAACGUGUGAUUCGCGCGUUUCUCCGGCACCACGACCGUGUCUCAAUAGCUCGAUAGCGUUAGACGACCGACCUCCGAAUUAUAGUUUAUUCUAGCCACAGGGAUGAUCGUGUGACCGCGCGCGAAUGUUCGCCGACUCGCGACCGCACGUCUAUCGUCGUUUAGCGAGAAUGACGCGCGAAGGGAUUCAGAGAAAGUUUAGGGACGAGAAGAAAGUGUGUCCACUCACGUGUACGUGGACGCUCCGCAGCGACGGGGGAUGCUUCUAUCCAUAAAGGGUGAGAGGGAGAACGUGCUGGAACAGGGAAGGGUGAACAAAUGAACAUAAAAAUUAGGACGGACAGUAUAUACAUACAUAUAUGCGUACAUACACAGAUCGUGCACACAUAUGCGUAUACUAUAUACACGUAAUACUUAAAAUAGUUACGCGAAUAAUAAGUACAAGAGAUGAAAUCAGAUAUUAAACGUGUUAUUCAGUGUACUUGUUGCCGCGUGCCUCUCGAGUCUGUUCUUCGCCCCUACAGGAGGCAAUGCGUAAUCGUCUAUUUAAAAAAAAAGUUAUACUAAAAAUUAACAGAAAAGACACACACACGCAAAUAUAUAACAUANUAUAUAUAUUAUAUAUAUGUAAAAAGAAGUAAGGGACAUUAAAGGACUAGAAGGAAGAUCGUAGUAGGGACAAGGAAGAGGGAGAAUUAAAACUGAAACUGUACGAGAGAAAAUGAUAAAUAGAUAAGACGAAGAACGGCUAGUCGUCCUCAAAUGUAACGUGCUAUUUUAAUUACAUCAGUAAUGUACCAGGCACGGUCCAUACGACCGUCGAGAAGCGUCCUUUUUGUCUGCCUGAUACCGAUGCGUGCGAAUACGUGAAUUUCUUUUUUUUUUUUCGUUGGGGAAAGUCUAGCCACUUACGAUUAAACUUCGGAUCGUAUAAGAUGAAAGGAGGAGAAAAGGAAUGCGUGAGAGGCGAGGAAAAAAUAAUGGGUGCGUGGGUGCAAGUGUGUGGAAGAAUGCAAGUACGCGACGACAGGAGCGUAGAAGACUAAAUAUGUACAAAUGUAAUAAAUUGAAUGACGAUUACGUUGAAUUGAA
Messenger RNA from Ceratina calcarata, 12678 nucleotides. RefSeq names its product Ca[2+]-channel protein alpha[[1]] subunit T (gene Ca-alpha1T). Gene Ontology annotation, biological process: calcium ion import; calcium ion transmembrane transport; membrane depolarization during action potential. The transcript is spliced from 36 exons. Gene Ontology annotation, cellular component: voltage-gated sodium channel complex; neuron projection; plasma membrane. The record is from RefSeq and is a predicted model, not a curated record. The coding region runs from base 933 to 8621 and encodes 2562 amino acids. Gene Ontology annotation, molecular function: low voltage-gated calcium channel activity; voltage-gated sodium channel activity. Lineage: Eukaryota; Metazoa; Arthropoda; Insecta; Hymenoptera; Apidae.